Messenger RNA from Pectinophora gossypiella (pink bollworm), 606 nucleotides. RefSeq lists its product as uncharacterized. The coding region runs from base 1 to 606 and encodes 201 amino acids. The record is from RefSeq and is a predicted model, not a curated record. Lineage: Eukaryota; Metazoa; Arthropoda; Insecta; Lepidoptera; Gelechiidae. The transcript is spliced from 2 exons.
AUGGGCCAAGAUGACGAUGUGGCAACGUCAAUCGCACAUCUCGUGUUGUGUGGGGUGGCUGGCAGGGGCAUUAGUCGGAUUUCUGGCAAAAGUUUCACCCAUCCCGGAAUGCAUGCCAAUUUCCUCGUGCACGGAAUCGUGGGGUUCCUGCACUACCAAAGCGGAGUGUUCAAUAAUGACUUCUCGGGUGCAUAUGCUUUAACAUCGUCCGCGGCUCGGUACUUAGCCUUGCCAUGCCUUAUGGCGGAUUUGUAUCACAGCAACGCUACUUUGAGAGUCCUCCAUUUGAUUUCUGGGCUUAUUCCCUUCGUUAUGGAUGUCACAGGGAAUGGCAAUGCGCACUUGGGGAAUGUGAUUAUUGCGAUAAAUAUAAUCUCAUUGUGCCACUAUUCGAUGGAGAAUAACCGUGAGUGGGGCUGGUACACCGCCGGGGCGGGCCUGUUCGCUUACUUCGCGGCGCCGCAGACGGGUUUGAAGGUUUUAUACCCACUCGGGCUCGCUAUUAUGGAGUAUUGCGCGUAUAGGGUGUUCCACGUACAGUUUGACGACCUCGUCGACUCUCGGGGCCGCAGGAGGCCUCCGCCAAAGCCAAAAGCAAAAAAAUAG